Messenger RNA from Bipolaris maydis ATCC 48331, 1719 nucleotides. Its product is annotated as Septin-domain-containing protein. Gene Ontology annotation, biological process: intracellular protein localization; cytoskeleton-dependent cytokinesis. The record is from RefSeq and is a predicted model, not a curated record. Gene Ontology annotation, molecular function: GTPase activity; GTP binding; molecular adaptor activity. Gene Ontology annotation, cellular component: cell division site; septin complex; septin ring. NCBI's taxonomy places the organism in Eukaryota, Fungi, Ascomycota, Dothideomycetes, Pleosporales, Pleosporaceae.
AUGGACCAGACAUUCAACGGGUCCAACCCUGCGGUCCACACCAUCACGGCUAAGAACCCCAAGGCCGCUGCGGCCAUGGCCAACGACAUGAACAUUGUCCGCAGAAAGCUUACCGGCUAUGUUGGUUUCGCCAACCUGCCCAACCAGUGGCACCGCAAGAGUGUGCGCAAGGGAUUCAACUUCAACGUCAUGGUUGUUGGCGAGUCUGGACUCGGAAAGUCUACCCUUGUAAACACACUGUUCAACACGUCGCUGUACCCGCCCAAGGAACGCCAGCCCCCGAGUCUGGACAUUUCCAAGACUGUAUCGAUCCAGUCCAUCAGCGCCGACAUUGAGGAGAACGGCGUUCGUCUGAGGUUAACCGUUGUCGAUACACCUGGCUUUGGCGACUUCAUCAACAACGAUGAGUCCUGGGACCCCAUUGUCAAGAACAUUGAGCAACGGUUCGACGCAUACCUGGAUGCCGAGAACAAGGUCAACCGCAUGAACAUUGUUGACAACCGCAUUCACGCCGUCGUCUACUUUAUUCAGCCUACGGGCCACUCUCUGAAGCCCAUUGACAUUGAGGUGAUGAAGAAGCUCCACACCAAGGUCAACCUGAUUCCCGUCAUUGCCAAGGCCGACACCGUUACGGACGAUGAGAUUGACAACUACAAGAAGAGGAUUCUUGCCGACAUUGCGUACCACAAGAUCCAGAUCUUCGAAGGACCCCGGUAUGAGCUUGACGACGAGGAGACGAUUGCCGAGAACCAGGAGAUCAUGGCCAAGGUUCCCUUUGCUGUUGUCGGCUCCAACACCGAGGUGACGACGGUUGACGGCCGCAAGGUCCGCGGACGCGCACUCCCCUGGGGUGUGGUCGAGGUUGACAACGAGGAGCACUGCGACUUUGUCAAGCUCCGACAGAUGCUCAUCCGCACCCACAUGGAGGAGCUCAAGGAAAACACCAACAAUGUCUUGUACGAGAACUACCGCUCGGACAAGCUUGCACAGAUGGGCAUCCAACAGGACUCGAGCGUGUUCAAGGAGGUCAACCCUGCUGUCAAGCAAGAGGAGGAGCGCUCGCUGCACGAGGCCAAGCUCCAGAAGAUGGAGAUGGAGAUGAAGAUGGUGUUCCAGCAAAAGGUGCAGGAAAAAGAAAGCAAGCUGCGCCAGAGCGAGGAAGAGCUGUACGCCCGUCACAAGGAGAUGAAGGACCAGCUGGACCGACAACGACAGGAGCUCGAAGAGAAGAAGGCACGCAUCGAGUCUGGCCGGCCGAUCGAAGAGAAGGGCAAGCGAAAGGGCUUCUCGCUCCGCUAAGCGCCGAGACGCAGGUGGGCGGACGGGUAGGCCUCUUCCGCUCUGGACACAUCAUGCCGCAGCCUUUGGCCUUAGCCUCAGCCUUGCCCCUGGCCUUCUCACUUCUCUACACCACGUUACCAGACCUUGUUUAAUAUAAUGCGGCCGACGAUACCACUGGGUGCUAUCGGUAAACGGGACAAUGCACAGCGGUGCGACGCUUGGCACCGCGCAUGCCAGUGUCACGUCUUGGUGCAGUUGUCCGGAUUGUUGAUUGAUACCAACGUCUUUGCGCUCCUUCCGAUUCCCUUGUUUCUUUUUCUUGGCAUUUUCCUAUUUUUUAGUAUUCGGCAGAUGUAGUUCGGAGCGAGGAGUGUCGGACAUGUUCUUUUCAUGUAUUCUACAGACCAGCACACUAGGCAAUUUCAUUUGUGGGUAAAA